Molecule: messenger RNA, 1961 nt
Organism: Bombyx mandarina (wild silkworm)
Lineage: Eukaryota; Metazoa; Arthropoda; Insecta; Lepidoptera; Bombycidae
Product: proton-coupled amino acid transporter 2
Biological process (GO): amino acid transmembrane transport
Cellular component (GO): vacuolar membrane
Molecular function (GO): L-amino acid transmembrane transporter activity
Source: RefSeq, a predicted model, not a curated record
AGCGCUGAGCGGCUGAGCGCAAUUAUUUUCAUAGGACAAGUCAGGCAAAGCAAAGCUGAGAGUGCGAUCCAGUGCAAUGAGUGCAAUCAAUGAGCUGAAGUAAUGAACUAUAGCUCUUAAAAUAUAAUAAUAAAAUUACGAUUACAUCGCUUAUAGUUCCAACAAAAAAUACACUUAAUAAUAUUAUGCUCUCUUAGGAGAGUAUUACCUAUAUUUUUUGGACUAAUAUAUUGAAUAUAGGCCAAUCUGAUUCUUAAUAAUACAGCGUUAAUUUACAUAUAUUUUUCUCAAUCUCGAGACUAAUAAUUUGAAUAAUUUUAUGUUUAUUAAUUUCAUAAAACAUUGGUGUGACUACUCGUAUUCAAUUAAAUAACAUAAAAAAUUAAUGAAAAGUGUCUACUUCACAAAAACGUUAAAAUUAAAUUGAAAGCUAUGAGCGAUGAAAAACAGCCACUCCUAACUGGACCAAACAGUCCAGAAAAUGUAAUUGAAAUACAAUCAGCCGAACCAGUGAUAAAUGAUGAUGGUCCUUCAACUGAGAAAACAAAAGGCGACUAUUGCCCUGCAUCAGAAAGGUGUUUAGAAUAUCCAACAUCAAACUUUGAUACAAUGAUUCAUCUUCUUAAAGGUAAUAUAGGAACGGGGAUACUAGCUAUGCCUGACGCCUUCAAAAAUGCGGGACUUAUUUUUGGUGUAUUUUGCACGUUGAUUAUGGGUGCUAUGUGCACUCAUUGCAUGCACAUAUUAGUACAGUGUUCUCAUGAACUAUGCAUAAGAAGUGAAAAACCAGCUUUGAGCUUCUCCGAAGUUAUUGAGGACUCGUUUUUGUCAGGACCGAUUGUAUUUCGACCAUAUGCAAAGAAAAUGAGGGCAUUAGUCAAUAUAUUUCUCGUUAUAACACAACUGGGAUUUUGCUGUGUGUAUUUUUUAUUUGUCGCUACUAACCUUCAAGAUACAAUGCAUUUAUUUCGUAUAAAUCUAAGCGUACAUUUGUACCUGACUCUGUUAUUUCCGCUAAUCGUCGCAUUAGCUAUGGUAAAAAAUUUAAAAUAUUUGACACCAGUGUCUCUGGUAGCAUCCAUAAUGACAGCUUGGGGCCUAGCUAUCACGUUCUACUAUAUUCUUCAAGAUUUGCCGCACUCUAAAGAAGUGAAUCCGAUAGCCACAUGGCACCAGUUACCAUUGUAUUUCGGUACAGCAAUAUAUGCGUUCGAAGGAAUUGGAGUGGUAUUACCUCUGGAAAAUAACAUGAAAACUCCUGAAGACUUUGGUGGAUGGAACGGCGUUCUGAACACGGGUAUGGUCAUAGUGGCAGCUCUGUACACCGCAGUUGGAUUCUUUGGUUAUUUAAAAUACGGAGACAGCGUUCAAGGUAGCAUAACUCUGAAUUUACCGAAUACUUUAUUGGCGCAAAGCGUUCGUUUUGUGAUGGCAGCUGCUAUAUUUUUGUCUUACGGCCUUCAAUUUUACGUGCCAAUGAAUAUUGUUUGGCCCUACGUGAAAUCUAAGCUUUCAUCAGAAAAUGCUUUAAAGCACGGCGAGGCGAUGACCCGUAUCGCCCUAAUUUCAAUAACGUUUUUGGCUGCAGCGAUGAUUCCAAACUUGAGUGGAAUAAUUUCAUUGGUGGGCGCCUUCAGUAGCUCUGCGCUCGCACUCAUAUUUCCACCACUGAUCGAGAUCAUGACGUUUUGGCCGGAUCAGCUCGGGAAAAACGAUUGGAAAUUUUGGAAAGAUAUCGUCAUUAUUGUUUUCGGUGUAACAGGCUUCCUGUUCGGUACUUAUACUAGUAUAGAGAAUAUAUUAAUAAAAUCUUAAAUUAUAUUAAAUUUUAUUACAAUUCUAUAUAAUCGAAUAAUGACAUGAAUAACUAACUACCAAAGAUUUAUUAUGAAUAUAAUCAUGACAAUAAAAUUUUGUAGCGUUCUGCUUUUGUGGCUAUUAUUAUUAUGAAACGUUAAAUA